GGCUUGUGCGUUACUGACGGAGGGGGCAGGUCACGGCGUCUUUUGAAGCAGAGAGGGGACUCUGUGACCAAGUGAUGGUGAAGCUCCUGUCCCCUGUCUGCAUUUUCAGUGCUUAUAAGAGUUGCCGUAAUCAUAACCGCUUCCGAUGCCUCCCUUCCUUUCCUUCCUGCUCAUCCUCUUGCUUUCAACAUGAACCGUGAAGACCGGAAUGUGCUGCGUAUGAAAGAAAGGGAAAGGCGAAAUCAAGAAAUUCAGCAGGGCGAAGAAGCCUUUCCACCUAACUCUCCUCUCUUUGCUGAACCAUACAAAGUUACCAGCAAAGAAGACAAAUUAUCUAGUCGUAUUCAGAGCAUGCUUGGUAAUUAUGAUGAAAUGAAGGAUCUUAUAGGAGAUAGAUCGCUACAAAAGCUUGUUGGAAUUCCCGAGCCAACCGUACCAUCAACACCAGAUGAAAAAUCGAACCAAAGUUUCUUUGGUGAUCAGAGACAUAAUGCUGGCUCUCACCAGAGCAGCAAAUGGACUCCUGUAGGACCAGCACCUAGCACUUCCUCGCAAUCUCAGAAACGGUCCUCGGGUUUACAGGGCGGACACAGUAGUCAGCGUGGCAGUGGCAAUAACACUAGCAGUAGUGGCCAGAGGCAUGACCGUGACUCGUACAGUAGCAGCAGCAGCCGCAAAAAAAGCCAGCAUGGGUCUGAACACUCCAAACCCCGUUCUUCCAGCCCUGGAAAACCAUCUGCUGUUUCUUCGUUGAGCUCCAGCCAUUCAAGAUCUCAUGGAAAUGAUCACCACAGCAAAGAACAUCGACGUUCGAAAUCUCCCCGGGAUCCCGAUGCCAACUGGGACUCUCCCUCCCGUGUACCCUCAUUUUCAAGUGGACAACACUCUAAUCAGUCUUUUCCACCUUCACUAAUGUCCAAGUCCAGUUCAAUGUUGCAGAAACCCACUGCGUACGUAAGGCCAAUGGAUGGACAGGAGUCCAUGGAACCAAAGUUAUCCUCCGAACACUACAGCAGUCAGACUCACAGCAGCGGCGUGAAUGAGCUGAAGCCUAGCAGCAAAGCACAUCUCACCAAGCUGAAAAUACCUUCCCAGCCACUAGAUGCAUCAGCAUCUGGUGAUGCGAGCUGCGUGGAUGAAAUUCUAAAAGAGAUGAGCCAUUCUUGGCCUCCUCCACUGACUGCUAUUCAUACGCCAUGCAAAACUGAACCGUCAAAAUUUCCUUUUCCAACAAAGGAGUCUCAACAGUCCAGUUUUGGCACUGGAGAACAGAAACGAUAUAAUCCUUCAUCAAAAACAUCCAACGGUCAUCAAUCCAAAUCAUGUGAAUCGAACCAGACAGAUAUGUUGAAAGAUGACUUAAAACUUAGCAGUAGUGAAGACAGCGAUGGAGAGCAGGACUGUGAUAAGACAGUGCCAAGGAGCACACCUGGAAGUAAUUCUGAACCUUCACAGCAUAACAGUGAAGGAGCAGAUAAUUCGAGGGAUGACUCGAGCAGCCACAGUGGAUCUGAAAGCAGUUCAGGAUCGGACUCUGAAAGUGAAAGCAGUUCCAGUGAUAGUGAAGCUAACGAACCCUCACAGAGUGCAUCCCCCGAGCCAGAGCCACCACCAACAAACAAGUGGCAACUGGAUAACUGGUUGAACAAAGUUAAUUCACAUAAAGUGUCACCAGCUUCUUCCGUGGACAGCAAUAUCCCAUCUUCCCAAGGCUACAAAAAAGAGGGCCGGGAUCAGGGGACAGGGAGUGGGUACACUGAUCAAAGUGGAUCCAAGGAUUCGAUUUCAUCUACCCCGGGGCGAGAUUCCAAACCCACCCAAAAGGGCUCAGAGAGCAGUCGUGGCAGGCAGAAAUCACCUGCCCAGAGUGACAGCUCAACACAGAGGAGGACUGUAGGUAAAAAGCAGCCCAAGAAAGCAGAAAAGACAGCAGUUGAAGAGCCUAGAGGAGGUCUUAAAAUAGAAAGUGAAACCCCAGUAGACAUGGCAACAAAUAUACCUUCAAACAGGCAUAAGGCAGCCACAAAAGGCUCCAGAAAACCCAAUAUAAAGAAAGAGCCCAAAUCUUCCCCUCGGCCUACCACAGAGAAAAAGAAAUACAAGGCUUCGAGCAAAUCUGCCCAGAAAUCCAGGGAAUUCAUAGAAACAGAUACCUCAUCCUCUGAUUCAGAUGAAAAUGAGAGCCUGCCUCCUUCAUCACAAACACCCAAAUACUCUGAGAGCAAUAGGACUCCUGUUAAAUCUUCCAUGGAGGAGGAUGACAGCUUUUUUCGGCAAAGAAUGUUCUCUCCUAUGGAAGAGAAAGAGCUUCUUUCACCACUCAGUGAUCCUGACGAAAGGUACCCACUUAUUGUGAAGAUUGACCUGAGCCUCUUAUCACGAAUACCAGGGAAGCCUUACAAGGAUGCUGAUGCACCCAAAGUGGAAAAGAAAAAUGUGCCAGAGAAGCACGCGAGAGAAUCCCAGAAGCAGCCAUCUGACAAAAGUUCUACGAAAGGCAAAAGGAAACAUAAGCAGAAUGAAGAUGAAAACAGAGCCAGCGAAAGCAAGAAAACGAAACUGGAAGAAAAAGUUACAUCAGGACACAAGACUUCCAGCAGUAGGGAGUCUUCAAAGCCAAGUGCUGUUAAAGAGAAGGACUUACUGCCAUCUCCUGCUGCCCCAGUCCUGCAGAAAGAUGUCAAGCAAGAACAUGGAUCCCGGAAGAGGACGGUCAGUCAGUCGUCGUCCUUAAAGUCCAGCAGCAACCUUAGCAAGGAGAGUGGCAGCGGCAGUAAAAGCAGCUCAUCUUCCAAACAAAAGAAGACGGAGGGGAAGGGUUCUAGCAGUGCUAAAGAAACCAAGGAAAAGAUUCUGAACAAUUCAUCAAACUGCCCUCCCGCGUCUGGCCAGUCUACGGAAAGUUCAAAGUCAAGAAGAGCAAAACUUGUUUUUGACGAUAGGACUUACUCAGCCGAUCAUUAUUUGCAAGAAGCAAAGAAGUUAAAACAUAAUGCAGAUGCAUUGUCUGACAGGUUUGAGAAGGCUGUGUACUACCUAGAUGCUGUAGUGUCGUUCAUCGAGUGUGGGAAUGCAUUGGAGAAAAAUGCUCAGGAAUCCAAGUCCCCGUUCCCUAUGUAUUCAGAAACUGUGGAAUUAAUCAAAUACACUAUGAAACUGAAGAAUUACUUGGCACCGGAUGCUACGGCUGCAGAUAAAAGGCUGGCAGUGCUUUGUCUGCGGUGCCAGUCUCUGCUAUACCUGAGGCUUUUCAAACUGAAAAAGGAAAGUGCAUUGAAAUACUCUAAAACUCUGACUGAACAUCUGAAGAAUUCCUAUAAUAAUUCUCAAGCACCAUCACCUGGUAUGGGAAGCAAGCCUGUUGGUAUGCCGUCUCCAGUCUCUCCAAAGCUGUCGCCAGGGAAUUCAGGAAAUUACUCUUCCGGGGCAGCCAACCCUUCAGGGAGCGGGUCUUCGGUGACGAUCCCCCAGAGGAUCCAUCAGAUGGCAGCCAGCUACGUCCAAGUUACAUCCAACUUCCUCUAUGCCACUGAAAUUUGGGACCAAGCCGAACAGCUGUCUAAAGAGCAGAAAGAGUUCUUUGCUGAACUGGAUAAAGUUAUGGGCCCUCUGAUUUUUAACUCGAGCAUCAUGACAGACCUAGUGCGUUACACCCGUCAGGGAUUACACUGGUUGCGCCUGGAUGCCAAGUGAUAUUUUGAACUGAAGGAAUGGAAAAUCAAACACAUUUUUCUCGCUGCCUCUGAUUUAUCUCCACAACACUGUGUCAUGUCAAUAAGGAAGACUGCCAUAACACAUUGCUUAGUUGACACUAAGAGCAAGGAAUGCUUACACGUCUCCCAUCCUCAUUUGUGUUUUGUGUUUUAACCCCAAGUCAUCUGGUUAAUGGACUUCUUCAGUAUUCCCGGUUUAAGUUAUUUAAAUAUUUUAAAAUUUGCUACAUAUAAAGGUGUAGUUUUGCUGAUCUGUCAUGGAUAGAUCAUUGGAAUUCCAGUCAUAAUACAUAAAUAGUCAGUUUAAAUUCCUAUUUAUUUUAAUUUUUUAAUUUUGAAAAGCCCAGUUUGGGGCAGUUUUUAGCUAUUUCUUCCCUAAAUUUACCCUUUCGAGUACUUAGCAGAAAUUAAACAUAGACACUUUAUUUAAGUACUUCUGUGAGCUUUGUUACUCUGUAAUGUCUUGUGGUGGUAGAGCCUGUAAAAGGAAUUAGGGUUGAUAGGUUCUAACGUGUAGGGACACCAUACUUUUCAUGCCUAAUGCCUAUGAGUCAACUAAUAAAUGACAACUACAGAUUUAUUAUUGCAGAAUUUGUACUAAAUAGAAAAGUUCCAGAUAUUCUUCUACGUAUUAAGAUACUUCAUUUAAAUGAAUUAUAAAGAAAUUUAUAUGGAAAAGUAUUUAGCUGGAUCUGGCUUGGAUUGUUUUCAAGGCAGUUUCAAAACAUCAAUUAACACUAUAACAAUCACAAAACAUUACAGUAAUUUGCAGUUAAUGUGAUGUUGAAGUCAUGGUGUAGGAAUGAACUUCAGUCUGAUAGGUGCGAUGCAUACAGGAAAGGUUUCUGGAAAGGACAAUCUUGUGCUUUUUUGCAUCUCUUCGUUCAAAAUACAUUUUGUUUCUGUGCUUGUCAUUUUUUGACACUUAAAGUUCAUCAGUGAACUUUGUGGUUUUAAAAAAAACCCAACAAAACCAAACCAAACAACCCAACGAUAGUUAAAUUCCUACCAGAACUGUCACUUGCAUCUUCUCCAUUGACUGAGAAACCAGGAAUCUUAAGCAGAAAUCGAGGUGCAUGUUUUCCUUUUAGGGUCUGAUAGGUAAUGGACACUACAGGAUGACAGCGCAACGGCCAUCGUGGGGUGGGAGCACACCUGCUAUGACAGGGAAGUGACUGUUUUGAUGCAGAACGGAUUUAAAAACUCGUAUUUUACCCCGUGUUAAUGAAGGUCCCGUUAAUGUUUGAUGGAGCAUAAUACUCGCAAGGGAGCGACUUGGCGCAACGGAAAAGGGUUCGUGGAGUUGCAAUUGACCGCUCUCAAAAAGUGUAAACCAAAGUACCUUUCCACGUAAGGUGCUUGUCUGAGUAAAAAGGUUUAAAAUGCUACUGCUUUCAGUAUUGCUUAGUGCCCCUAACAUGUCUGGUGUGCCUUAUGCCUUACUUUUAGAUGAAGAUUUUAUGAACUGUUUACAAGAUGUCUUACAGCAGGACCAGGUAUACUGUAUGCAGUGGUCUUCUGCAGUACUUUUGGUAAAAUUCCAUUUCCUUUUGAAAAGUACUAGCGUCUGUCACACAAACUGACUUCUCAUUGCGGUGGUCUCCUUUUGAAGAGUCAAACUCUGAAUCCUUUGGAGUGAGAUUGUGGAAUGCUGCUUUGUUUUCUCUCCCAUUUAACCCUUUAUUCUGUACCAGAUAUGAACGUGCAUGUUCAGGAAAAUUAUUGCACUAAAUUUUUUGUGUAGUUGUAGUUAAGUGCCAAAAUCACGGCAACCUCGAGAGAAGGAAUAGAAUUCUACGCUACUUAGUACUGCAGUAUGUCCUAUGGGCUUUAAGAGUUUAGAAGUUUUGCAAAUUAGUAACCUACUAAAAGGUAGCUGCAUAUUCGUAGAGCUUCCUUUGCGUUCCAGCGUGUUUUGUACUUCCAGAAAAGCUUUGCUACGUACGAAUUGAUACAUGGUUAACAGACCUGUGACUUUUUCCGUGAUAGCUGAAUUUACUCUUCAGGUCUGUUGGAGCAUCCUUUUUAUUGAAUCACUGUGCAAGGUCACGUUUCUGUUAGUGUUUGCUGGUCGAGACAGAACUCUGUACCCUCAAACUCCGCAUCUUGGUUAAUGGGACACUGUCAACUAUUUUUCCUUUAAUACUCUAAAGUGCCUAGCACACUUUUGACGCUAUAUAUAUAUAUAAAAAAAAACAAAACAAACCAACAAACCUUCAUAAGAGUUGCAUUCAUAGUUUUAUUUUUUGUGUAGUGCUGCACUAGCCAGCAUGGCUGUUUUUUGGCUUGCUCCUUUGUGCACAGUUACCAUUACUGUUAGCAGCAAUGGUCUCAUCUCUGGGAAUUUUUUUUCCUUAACUAGAGUCCCACAAAUACCUUUUGGUGUCACGCUGAAUUGGUCUCUUAAAAAUGUAUCGCUUAUCCCCAGAUCAGUGGAUCUUAAAAAAUUGUCUUCAGACGACCGGAAGACUCGUUAUGUCGUGUCAAAAUGUGGACCUGAAGUGGUUGAAAGUGUCCCACCUAAACAGUGUACUUUGUAGUAGAAUAUCCUCUAGAGUGCUGUCCCAGGUCUUCCACCUGUCCGGGAGAUAUGCAGUGGUCUUUGGUAAUCGGGAGGAAACGCCUUACGCGUCUGUGGCGAUGUCCAACAGGGAAAUCUGAACUCUGCACUUCCCAAAGCAUAUCUUCACAUGGGAUUUACCAUUGCUUCCGAGACAAAAGUGAUGUACUUUGUCAGAUUCCAUAGCUAAAACAAAAUGCAAGUACAUAAUAGGCUUCCAUCCCUCUGUCCAAGUGCAGGCGAACGCUCUGAACCUGCCCUUUCGUACCUCUACGUGUCACUCCAGUACUAACGCGCGUCGCUCUAGUGACUAACGGUGAGGGAAUCCCCAACUCCUGCCUUCCUCAAUGAUUCCCUGGACGAUUGUAUACGAAAUACAUAUCAACGCUGUAAUUUUAAUUCCCUCACUGAACGCGGUCCCAGUUGGUGAAUCUUUUUAAAAAAAAAAAAAAAAAAAAAAAAAAGAAAAAAGGCUUAAUCAGACUAGGCUUGCUCAGAUAUCAAUACUAUUUGAAUUUGCUGUCAAACUUGCAGGUUCCUAGGUGAUAAGGUGCAACCGUUUAUAAUUUUAAACAAAUCUUCAGGACACCAGAGUAAAACAGCCCAAGACUUUUAUUUUGAUUUGAAACUAUUAGCCAUAAAGCAGAGCGUAUGGAUGGCUCUUCUUGGCUUUUGAUGGCAGUAUGCAAUUUGUAUUGUAUGUGUCUUUUAAUAUAUAUGUAUAUAUAUAUGAACUCAGUCUGUCCAAAGUAUAUGUUAUACUUGUUUUUAGAUUAUGGUGCAACUGACUAUAUUGAUAUAUUAUUUAUUGAGUGCUGAAUCGCCAUCUUACUGGUGAUAAAUAUUGCAUAUUAUACAGGAGUGCAAUGUAUAUUCCUUUAGAUUGCUGAGGCUUGAUUGCUGUGAUAACAA
Athene cunicularia (burrowing owl) is the source of this 7185-nucleotide messenger RNA. RefSeq names its product AF4/FMR2 family member 4 (gene AFF4). NCBI's taxonomy places the organism in Eukaryota, Metazoa, Chordata, Aves, Strigiformes, Strigidae. Bases 190 to 3693 code for a protein of 1167 amino acids. The transcript has 22 exons. The record is from RefSeq and is a predicted model, not a curated record. Gene Ontology annotation, biological process: regulation of gene expression. Gene Ontology annotation, cellular component: nucleus; super elongation complex.